Spirodela intermedia is the source of this 5213-nucleotide messenger RNA. NCBI's taxonomy places the organism in Eukaryota, Viridiplantae, Streptophyta, Magnoliopsida, Alismatales, Araceae. The record is from the annotation of a GenBank genome assembly.
AUGCCCGCCGGGAUCAUGGUUCCGGCAAGACAAGCGCCGCCGUUGAUGGGAUACGGCUCGACUUCAGGCCUCAGCCUCGGCCAGGUGAGCGCUGAUGACUUCCUCUCUCUCUCUAUACACACCUUCUUCCUCUCUCACAUUUUCUCUCGAAUAGAUCGUGUAUAUUCUCGUGUGAGUAUCCGUGAGGUGCUAUGAUCUUGCCAUUUUUGGAGCUCUGGCAAGGAAGACGACCCCGUCAACAGGUAGGUGAAAGAAGAGUUAAUACAGAGGAAGAGCGGGGGUGGAAAAGGAAUGCCUCGGGGAAAAAGGAGGGGGAAAGAUGGAAGAGAGUCUUAUGUUCUCUCUCCUACUCGUGGAAGAUCUUUCUCCUCGUCCCCAUUCCCCUCGUUUCCUUUCAUCUGAGAGGGUAAAAUGGGUGGCGAUGAGAAGCUCCAGCCGUCGGUUUUCUUCCUUCCUCUUCUUCACCAUCUCCAGGCUCCCCCGUUCCCGGCCGGAUCCGAUUCUUCCUUAUCCCUUCAUCUUCAUCCAUGACCACCUUAUGUGCUAGUCAAUGCGAUUCUUGUAUGUCAUUAGUCCCCUUAGAGAGAGAGAGAGAGAGAUGGCAAAUUUACGAUCAUGAACUGGGCUCCUCACCACUUUCCUGCAGCUUAUCGCCCCGUCUGUCAAAGACAUUCGCUACCCAUUAAAAAAAUGACGUCUUGAUGGAAAAUCAUAUGCUCUCCGUCGUCGCAUAAGAGCUCUUCCUUUUGGAUCUCCUGUGUUUUGCUCGGAAUCCUAGAAUAUAUUAUAUUAUAUAUGAUAAAUCUAAGAGAGUAACUGCAAAAAGAAGCUUUCUUCGUCAUGCAGCCGAGCUUACUAGACGCCACACAACACUUCCAGCAGCAGAUGGACCUCACCGCCACCACCGCCGAGAGCGACAUGGCGAGGAUCCGGGAAGAUGAGUUCCUGAGCAAGUCGGGGAGUGAGAAUGCCGAUGGCGCCUCCGGCGACGACCUGGACCCCAACCAGCGCCCCAAGAAGAAGCGAUACCACCGACACACCCAGCACCAGAUUCAGGAAAUGGAGGCGUAAGGGACCUCUUGCCCUGUCCCCCGUCUUCCUCUCCUACAAUUUGUAAUUCCGAGGCUUUGUUCUCUCUUUGCUCCCUUGUUGUAUUUGAUAUUGUGCACUUGAACGCAUUUAGAGUAUGGAUUGCGCCCAUUUCUUCCUUUCUUUUUCCCUUUAAUAUUUGAUUUCAUGCUUUGAUCAAACACCCGGGUUAUUUAGUUUGUAGUUUAGAUUUUUCUUUUCGUUAUAUUCUGGACUGCAACCAUUCCUGCAUUUCUUAUCUUCUCGGUUAUAUUAAUCUUCUCUUUGAUUUAUUUUCCGUAAUUUGCAUUCUACACGGUGUAUUUUGUUGCGGCCCGUUUUCGCACUCUACGCAUUUCGUCUACUUUUUGCGCUGAUUAAUCUUUUCGAUACUUUGACCACUCUUGGAUCACAAUCUGUGCCUGAAAAUCCAUAUUUUCCAACAGUCAGUAUGCCAUUGCACCCAUUGUCUAAGUUGUCCCGCUGACGGUAACUUAUUGAACCAGAAAUUCUAGAUUUUCUUCGUAAAGUAGCAAUUCCUUUUAUUUUAAUCUUAGAGACCACUUCCAGGCAGUGAUCUUCCCUUUUUGGGCCACUUGUUACAUGUUAUCGUAGAUUUCUCUCAAAUGCAUCUUUUUAUCCUCUUUGAUUUUCGGUCCGUAUUUUCCUGCACUUCGUAGCAUUUAGUAGUCGGAUGGUACCCAUUUCGUCCGUUACUUUCGAUUCAUCAUUACCCUCUCUCUCUCUCUCUCUCUCUCUCCCCUUCCCUCCCUCUCCCCGGCGUGAGUCUUAUGCUUAAUAUCGCAGAUUUGCUCUUUAAUGCUUCAAUUUUCAUCAUGCUGUCGUCUUUCUUGAGUGACAGAUGGCCUCCAAGCUUUGAUCUCUCUCGGCUCGCUUCUUGUAUUUUUCUUCCAUUGGAGACUUUCUCCGCUUUUGUCUCAAGAUUGCACUCAUUUCUUCUUCCUCGUUCUUUCAUCGAUGCAUGAUUUUCAAGCUCAGGCCUCCCUCAAAUUUCCGUCGUACUCCCCUUCCCGUAGAUUUGUCGCCUGUACUUGUUGAACUGAUCGACGUUUCUCUCUCUUCUCGGCUUCAGCUUCUUCAAGGAGUGUCCUCAUCCGGAUGACAAGCAGAGGAAGGAGCUCAGCCGGGAGCUCGGGCUGGAGCCCCUCCAAGUGAAGUUCUGGUUCCAGAACAAGCGAACCCAGAUGAAGGUUAGGGAAACCCCUAAACUCGAGCAUCUCAACUGAUAUAAAAUGAAAGAAGAAGCACAAAAAUCAUGUAGUUUGCAGUUUCUCUCACUAGAAUGCUGCGGAAGAUAAAUAGUACCUUGCAUUCGGAGUUAAUGCCGAGGGCUCACUUAAGCGGCCGAAGAUAUAUCCAAAAUUUUCUGAAAAACAUGCAUAAAAAGAAUCUCUCGGUUUCUGGCUAUGUCCUUUCUCUAUCAAGCCUCUAUCUGUCCCCCUAUGUACCUAUCCAUCUCUCUAUCUCUUCUGGUCUUUCUCCUGUCGUUUGCUGAGGAUGAGUUGCACCUGCUCUGCAGAACCAGCACGAGCGCCAGGAGAACCAGCAGCUGAGGUCCGAGAACGACAAGCUCCGAGCCGAGAACAUGAGGUACAAGGAGGCCCUCAGCAACGCCUCCUGCCCUAACUGCGGCGGCCCGACCGCCAUCGGAGAGAUGUCCUUCGACGAGCAGCAGCUGAGGAUCGAGAACGUCCGCCUUAGAGAGGAGGUAAAACCCUCUCCUCCCCCUUCCCUCACCCUCACCCUCACCAUUCCUCUGUCUCUCUCGGUAGCCAUCUAAUCUAUUUCUCGCUUGCAGAUCGACAGGAUAUCGGGAAUUGCGGCGAAGUACGUGGGCAAGCCGGUGGGAUCCUACCCGCUGAUGACUCCUCAGGUGGCCCCUCGCUCGUCGCUGGACCUCGCCGCCGGGAACCUCGGGCUGCCGCCGGCCAUGGCGGGACACGGCGCCUUCGGAGCGAGCGAGAUGCUCCGCUCCGCCUCCCUCCCCAACGAGUUCCCCGUCGACAAGCCGGCGGUGGUGGAGCUCGCCGUCGCAGCCAUGGAGGAGCUCACCAGGAUGGCUCACGCCGGCGAGCCUCUGUGGAUGCCUUCCCUCGAAGCCGCCGGCCCAGAGGUCCUCAACGUCGACGAGUAUUUCCGGACCUUCCCCAGGGGCAUCGGUCCCCGCCCCGUCGGCUUCAAGACCGAGGCCUCCCGCCACAACGCCAUCGUCAUCAUGAAUAACGUCAAUCUCGUGGAAAUCAUAAUGGACGUGGUACAUAAAUCUCUCCGAUCAGAGCAGAUCUUCUCCUCUCCGUCCUGUUGCUCCUCCGAUAUAAUGCGCGCGUUUCUGAUCCAUCUUCAUUGAAUCUCCAGAACCAGUGGUCGAUGAUCUUCUCAAGCAUCGUCUCCAGGGCCGCGACCUUGGAGGUGCUGUCCACCGGUGUUGCCGGAAACUACAACGGAGCUCUUCAAGUGGUACUGAACCCCCCCCCCCUCUCUCUCUAUCUCUCUCUCUCUCUCUCUCUCUCUCUCUCUCAAUCAGACAUCGGUCUCAAUCCUCUGCACUGCAGAUGACGGCGGAGUUUCAGAUGCCCUCCCCUCUUGUUCCGACAAGAGAGAGCUACUUCCUGAGGUACUGCAAGCAGCAUGGAGACGGCGUGUGGGCGGUGGUGGACGUCUCCCUGGAUAGCCUCAGCCCCACUCCGGGCCUCCGUUGCCGCCGGCGGGCCUCCGGCUGCCUGAUACAGGAGACCCCCAACGGCUUCUCCAAGGUGAAGGAGAAGAAGCCCACCACUUUUCCCGCCACUUUCUCUCACUAUACGAUUAGGUCGUUGACCCUCCCUCCUGCCACCCAUCUCCCCCCAUCCAGGUGACGUGGAUCGAGCACGUGGAAGUGGACGAUCGGACCGUCCACAGCAUGUACCGCCCCCUGGUUAACUCUGGAAUGGCCUUCGGCGCCAAGCGCUGGGUCUCCACUCUCGACCGCCAGUGUGAGCGCCUCGCCAGCGUCAUGGCCACCAACGUCCCCACCGGCGAGAUCAGCGGUAACCCCUCCUCUCUCUCUCUCUCUCUCUCUCUCUCUCUCUCUCUCUCUCUCUCUCUCUCUCUCUUUAUAUAUAUAUACAUAUAUAUAUAUACAUAUAUAUAUAUAUAUAACUGUGAUAGUGAUGAUGAAAGUGGAGACUGUUCUGGUUGGGGAAUGGGCAGUGAUAACGUCGCAGGAGGGGAGGAAGAGCAUGCUGAAACUGGCGGAGAGGAUGGUGGUGAGUUUCUGCUCCGGCGUGAGCGCCUCCGCUGCACACCAGUGGACCACCCUCUCCGGCGCCUGCGCAGAGGACGUGAGAGUAAUGACCAAGAAGAGCGUCAACGAGCCCGGUCGUCCACCGGGGAUCGUCCUCAGCGCCGCCACCUCCUUCUGGCUACCCGUCCCCCCCAAGCGGGUCUUCGACUUCCUCCGCGACGAGAACACCCGCAGCGUGGUAAAUAACUCCUUCCUCAUUCGUCUUCCUCCCCAAGAUUAGGGUUUUCAGAUGGCCCACCGUCUCUUACCUGGUGCUCUGAUUUCUGCGGAAAUUAGUGGGACAUCCUCUCCAACGGAGGAAUCGUUCAGGAGAUGGCUCAUAUCGCCAAUGGCCGGGACGAGGGCAACUGCGUCUCCCUCCUCCGCGUCAACGUGAGCCCCCCACCCCCUACUCCUUCUCUGUGCUGUUCUUUGAAGAUGAUCGUGGCGGAACAUGCUGAUGACCCUCCUGGUUCCUGGGUUUCUGCAGAGCACCAACUCGAACCAAAGCAACAUGCUGAUCCUGCAAGAGAGCUGCACCGACGCCGCGGGCUCCUACGUGAUCUACGCCCCCGUUGACCUGGUGGCCAUGAAUGUGGUCCUCGGAGGGGGGAACCCGGACUACGUGACGCUCCUCCCGUCGGGGUUCGCCAUCCUCCCCGACGGCCCACCGACAUCACCGGAGGACGCCGCCGGCCACGGCGGUACCGGCGGCGCCCUGCUCACCGUCGCCUUCCAGAUCCUCGUUGACUCCCAGCCCAAUGCGAAGCUCUCUCUUGGCUCCGUCGCUACCGUCAACAGCCUCAUCUCCUGCACCGUCGACAGGAUCAAGGGCAACGUCCUGGGCGAGGGCGCCCAGUGA